Molecule: messenger RNA, 1896 nt
Organism: Cydia splendana
Lineage: Eukaryota; Metazoa; Arthropoda; Insecta; Lepidoptera; Tortricidae
Product: succinate dehydrogenase [ubiquinone] iron-sulfur subunit, mitochondrial-like
Exons: 1
Coding region: 88-1032 (314 amino acids)
Biological process (GO): tricarboxylic acid cycle; respiratory electron transport chain; aerobic respiration
Molecular function (GO): electron transfer activity; 2 iron, 2 sulfur cluster binding
Source: RefSeq, a predicted model, not a curated record
AAUUUUUUAAGUCAAUGUGACAUUUCUAAUUGAAAUAUAAGCAGUUUAUGGAUUUUAUUAAAAUUAUUUUAUUUAUUUCGUUAUUAAAUGGCUGCUAAAUUAUUACAUCGUUGGCGUAGUUCGACUGUGACUUUCUGGUUGCAAACAUGUCACUAUAGUAAAGGGGCAAAACCUAAACCUGCGGAAAAAAAAGCUGUUGAUCCUGCGGACAGACCCCCGGAUCGUCGCAUUUUCAAAGUGUACCGUUUUGCCGGGAUCACUUCAGGCCAGAAACCUAAGGUACAAACAUUCGAAUUCGACAUCACAAAAAUUGGUGGCAUGGUUCUCGAUGCCCUCAUUAAAAUAAAGGAAAUGGAUCCGACGGUUGCUUUCAGAAGAUCAUGCCGUGAAGGCAUUUGCGGCUCUUGCGGCAUCAACCUCCAGGGUGCAAACUGCCUGGCGUGUAUAACGGCGAUACCAAAAGAUAAAGUUGUCACUAUUAUGCCGCUACCACACAUGUACGUCCAGAAAGACUUGGUGGUCGAUAUGACACACUUUUUUCAACAAUAUAAUAGCGUCAGGCCCUAUCUUGUGCGUCACGACGCCCUGACUAUGGGCAGCACGCAGUAUGCCCAAAGUAUCAAGGACAACAGUAAGUUAAUUGGUUUGUACGAGUGCAUUCUAUGUGCUUGCUGCUCGACAUCAUGCCCCAGCUACUGGUGGAACGGCCGCAGGUUCAUUGGACCUGCUUCUUUGUUGCAUGUUUACCGGUGGGUGAUAGACUCGAGGGACGGAGAUACCGAUCGGAGGCUGUGGGACGUCAGAGAUGACUUUAAAGCGUUCAGGUGCCACACUAUAAUGGUCUGCAUUUUGGUUUGCCCGAAAGGCUUGCAUCCAGCUAGACACAUUUCAAGUUUGAAGCGGUUAAUAUCGAAAGUGGAGAAAAAACCGGAGCCAGAAAUGGAUCCUAAGGCGUUUGCCAGUGUGGGUAAUAUAAAACCUGCGUCUUCUUGUGGUCCAUCUGCUGGCGGAGGUGGGUGUAAAAGCAAGUGAAUUAUAUUGUUUUAGUUUAGCGCCUUCUUAUUUAUAUUCAAAUGAUUUUGUUGUUGUAAUAACUGUAAUUUAUACUAUAAUACUAAAAGAUAUACUUAUGGACCAACAGCUCAGAAUAAAAAAAUGUAAGUAGGUAUUUCAUACCUGUUUUUUGGAUGUUUAUAAGUAUAAUUACAUAAUUAUAAAUUUAUUUAGUUUUAUAAAUAAAGUUACUAACUAGAAUUUUAACUGAGUGCACUAGUCUAGCACUCCAGUCACACAUUAAUAGUUUACCUGAUGCUUGCCGCAAAAAAUAAAAUGAGUUCGAUGACGAACAAUUCUGGUUGUUUACCUACUGCAGCAAACUCUGUACUACUUCGUAAAAAUGUAUCAUUAAUUUAUAAUUAUAGUUCCUUUUUUUUCAUUUGAAAAAAGGUCAACAAUCUUGACGUGUCUUUUUAUUGAAAAACACUUUUGAAAAAUAAGUCACGGCAAAUAUGUAACAAUUAUGAAUCAUACACGAUUAUACAUUAUUUUGCUUUCAUAAGUAAUAGUUACUGAUUAUUAAAAAGCGUUUUUCAAUUAAAAUACACGUCAAGAUCGCGUAGUAUUUUCCUAAUGCUAAGAAAAACGAACUAUAACUGAAAUCGCUAGAGCUGUCUUCGAGGAUGUUUGUAUAAGCUUUUAUUUAACUUAAAUAAUUAUUAUCUUGUUUAAUUUUUUUUUAUUUAAAUUAGGCAUUAUAAUUUAUAAUUGAGUUUGGGACUCGUUAGAACUUUGAUGAUUACUUUCAAAACUGCAUGCAAUAAAAGCUUAUCAACAUAUUCUAAAUUAAUAACUUAUGUAUCUAUUUCUUAUUAAAAUAAAGCAUUCGUGCAGUCAAUA